AUGGAUAAUCUAGCCCAGCCUGGCCCUAGUUCCACAGCCGAGAAACCGCGGAUAACAAGAGCAUGUGAUCUUUGCCGCCGCAGAAAGGUCAAGUGCCGUUGGGCGGCCCAUGAUGAUUCCACCUGCGUUAGCUGCUCGUCGAUGGGAGCUCGUUGUACAUGGGAUAUUAAGCCGCAAAAAAGAGGAAGGCCUAAUCGCCAUACUCCUGCUAGUCCAGUUACCGAUAGCCGUGACGCAAAUGGCUUGCCGCAGUCUCCCCACGAGACGACUGUAGAACGAGUCCUGCGUGACCGUGGUCCAUCGUCCGAAGAUUCACAAGUGGUUGACGCCCAAAGCGAGUUUCUCCUCUCGCUUCUAGGAACUCCCUCGUCCAUACAGCAAGCUCUUGAUGACUGGUUCGAGUUCUUUUACCCUAUUCAACCGCUAUUGCACAGAAGGUACUUUAUAUCACGAUUCCAAGGAGGAGAGAUGCAAGCAAACUCGGAAUUCCUGGCUUUGGUGAUUUCAAUGUGCGCUGCCACUGUUGCCACCCUGCCUCGGAAAGCUGCUGCCGGAUAUAGCACAAUCACAGUCUCGAAGAGCCUCCAUCUAGUCCGGCACUACAAAUUAUUACAGCCUACCAUGGGAUGUAGUGUGGAUUGGUGCGUGGCGUGUUAUUUGCUGGCUUGGGCCCAGAUGGGUGAACAUGGUUUCACCGGCUUUGACGUCUUUAAUAACCUCAAAAGUGCCAUGUCGGGAGUUCAGUGGCUUCUGUCUUUUCAGCCCAAAAGGAAGAGUGUUCAUGACGAAGAAAUACUGAAGCGCCUUUAUUGGCAGCUUACAGUAUUGGACAUAGGAUUAGAUACAAAAGGGUGGCCGGGCUGCACUUUUUACCCUCUAAGUGGUGAUCAAUCACGACUACGACCCCGAUGCUUAUCUGAUGAGGAAUUGCCUCCCGCAGAAGACCUGAUCCCAGGCAUAUGCACAAGCCAUGAUGAUACUAUAGAUUACGUGACUGGUUUCAACGCGCACGCAGACCUCAUCCUAACGUGGUGGCACGCAAAAGCAGAUAGCGAGCAUAAGAGCCCACGCGAAGUCAUUGAUCGCGGCCUUGAGCGUCUACAAGGCAUAUUGGAUGGCCUCCCUCCCGAGCUGAGGUGGAGGGGUGGCUUAUCGCGAGACCCGAGAGCAACACGCGGACAUGAGAUGCAAAUGCUCAACAUCAUGAUUAGUUUUCUGUACAUCAAGUCCAACCUCCUGGAGAUUUACGGACCAGUAGCAGAGCUGCCACUUACGCAUUAUACAAUCAUUAGGCAAGUACAACCUUCUAUCCAAAGCAUGCCCAGAGUUCACACUAACUAG
This is a messenger RNA of Clonostachys solani, 1341 nucleotides long. NCBI's taxonomy places the organism in Eukaryota, Fungi, Ascomycota, Sordariomycetes, Hypocreales, Bionectriaceae. The record is from the annotation of a GenBank genome assembly.